ACUAUGAAGUUGGUGGUUUCCUAUGAAAUUAUGAUAUCCGUUUAUCGGCUAUUUUAUAAAUUAGAUGAACGAGACAAAACGAUAUUGAUGACGGUUUGAUAGGAAAUUUCAAAUAUGUAUAGACAUUUUGAUGUUUUGUUUAGUAUCUGUAUUUCAUGCGUCUUUCGUAUUUGACAAAGACAGUGGAGGAGAGUAUAACGUUUAAAAUGAACAUUACCUUUUAACCGGGCCUCUCGGAAGGGUCACGUUUUUCUCCCAAACCUGCUGCAACUUUAUCAACUUGGACAGUCAACAAACAAACUUACUCGAAAGUCAUGCGAUAAUACAGCAGCUGUUUGUUGGAGCGACUUGCGCCAUUAUACAAAGCUUAAUGUCAAUACUCUGAAGCACAAUUACACUGUGAACAUGAACUCUGAUGGACAGAUUGUGGCUGCAUCCAAACCUUUUCAUUUCAUAGGAAAGAAAGAGAACAUCAUUCAAGCCGGUCGAGUUGUGAAGUCUGUGGGCGACAGAGAUGUUCUCGUGCUUUACCACCAGGGGGACUUUUAUGCCAUCGAUGUUCGCUGCUACCACGCUGGAGGUCCACUACACAAAGGAGAUAUUGAGCAGGCCCAAAGAAGCGCCCUAGAGGACCAGUAUGGCUCUUUUGGAAAGGGGGCCCAAGGAGUUUGUGCAGUCUCUCCCCCAGUUAUCACACGGGUUCCAGUCGCUAAAACCUCUGAGCUUCCUCCUGUGGUUCCAGUUAAAACUCAUGUGGCAGCGGUUGACCCGGUUGAAGUUCCAGCUGAAAUUACUCCUGAAGAACCAAUUGUGAAAGAGGAGAUCCCAGCCACAGAUGACGUUAAAGAUGAUGUGUUGAAGGCUGCAGAGGAAUCUACAGAAGCUCCAGUGGACCCCGCUGUAGAGGAACAACCUGUGAUUGAAACAGCAGACAUUGUCACAGCUUCAGUAACAGAGGUCACAGCAUCUAUAGACGAACCGUUGCCCAUCCCAACAGAAUCUGAGAUCCAGGAUAAGGACACUGCCCCUGUUGCCACAGAGAUACGUGUUGUAGCUGAACCCGUCGAAGCACCUGAGCGUGAAGUUGAAGCUGUCACUGAAACUCCUGCAGAGGAAUCAUUGGUAAUACCUGCGGAGAAAGAAGCUGCAGCUGAAACCAUAUCUUCAGUUAAACCUCCGACAGAAACAUCGGCGGUUGACGUUGAGCCUGUAGUUGAAGCUUCAGUAGACAUCAACAAGCCUGUUGUCGAGGUUGUGGAAGAACCGGCUGUUGAAUUGGAAGUCACGAGUGUUGAAGCUGAGCCUGGGGAUAUCCACACGGUCACAGAAGUCACAGAGGGUGCACAUGCAACAUCUGAACCAGAAAAAGUUCCAGUGGAAGCUGCAGUGGAACCAGAGCCUGAGCAACAGGCAGCCCCACUGGAAGAACACACGCCUUUGGUUGAGUCCACACGCGGUCCUGUCGCUGAAGGUUUCAUUGUGACCGAGUCGUCUUUAGCGGUUGAAGCAGCUAUUCCAGAGACACAGAUUCCUGAAACAACAACAGAAGCCCCUGAGGUAUCAUCACAGAUGCUGACAGAAACACUUCCUGCUCCCGAGACUGUGCUUGUGCCAAAGGAGAUUAUCAAUGACUUCGUGGACAACAUGAAUGGAUGUCUGGCAGGUGCUGAAGUUGCAAUUGAAGGUUGAAGUGUCUAUGGCACGGAUAAGGAUAUUCUUGCUAUCAGAAGAUUGUUAUGACCUGAAGUACCGCUCCAACAUGAAACUUUGCAAAGUGCCUUUUUGUGGUGGUCAACAAAUUUAUGACGAUAUAUGGCUGUUCUUCAUUGAUGAAUUUUGAUAGAUUUUAUUCUUAUGCUUCUAACUCAUUUCCAUAUGCAUGUACAAUAGAUUUGCAGAUGCUAAGCAAACAUAGUUCAAAAUGGUGGAGUAUUGCACAUUUUUAUGUUUGUACUUGGGAAUGGAAUACUUUGUGUUUUAUUUGUUUUAUUUGAUCAAAUAAUUUGGAGUGGAGAGCUUUCUAAAGAGAGCACAGUUUUAUAUGAUAACCCCCACACCAUUUACAUGUGCCUUUUCCAAACUUUUAAUAAAGGGAGUUCAAGACUA
Molecule: messenger RNA, 2106 nt
Organism: Triplophysa rosa
Lineage: Eukaryota; Metazoa; Chordata; Actinopteri; Cypriniformes; Nemacheilidae
Exons: 13
Coding region: 406-1689 (427 amino acids)
Molecular function (GO): 2 iron, 2 sulfur cluster binding
Source: RefSeq, a predicted model, not a curated record